GGAAUACAGCAGUUUCAGCAGUUCUUUAAUCAUAUCCAAUGUGUGUUUAAUUCCAGAGGCCGCAGCAGUGGCAAAGGACCACCUCAGCCUACGAUUUCCUUUGAUGGCAUCUAUGCAAACAUGAGAAUGGUUCACAUACUCACAUCAGUUGUUGGAUCCAAAUGUGAAGUACAGGUGAAAAAUGGUGGUAUAUAUGAAGGAGUUUUUAAAACCUACAGUCCUAAGUGUGAUUUAGUGGUUGAUGCUGCUCAUCGUAAAACUGCAGAAUCCAGUUUGGGGCCAAAACGGGAGGACAUCCUAGAGAGUAUCUUGUUCAAGUCUUCAGACUUUGUUAUGGUGCAUUUUAAGGAUAUGGAUACCAAUUAUGCCAGAAGAGAUGCUUUUACUGAUUCAGCCAUCAGUGCUAAAGUGAAUGGAGAGCACAAGGAAAAGGAUCUGGAGCCAUGGGAUGGAGGAGAGAACACGGCUUCCGAGGAGCUGGAGGCGCUGGAGACAGAUGUCUCUAAUGGAUGGGAUCCCAAUGACAUGUUUCGUUACAAUGAAGAAAAUUAUGGUGUAGUGUCAACUUAUGACAGCAGUUUAUCUUCUUAUACGGUGCCAUUAGAAAGAGAUAAUUCAGAAGAGUUUUUAAAACGGGAAGCCAGAGCAACUCAAUUAGCAGAGGAAAUUGAAUCAAGUGCCCAAUACAAAGCUCGGGUUGCCUUGGAAAAUGAUGAAAGGACAGAAGAAGAAAAAUAUACUGCUGUUCAGAGAAAUGCUAAUGAAAGAGAAGGACAUGGUGUGAACACUAGAGAAAAUAAAUACAUUCCACCUGGACAGAGGAACAGAGAUGUGCUGUCCUGGGGAAGUGGAAGACAAAACUCACCGAGGAUGGGCCAGUCUGGAUCAGGCCCACCAAUCUCAAGGUCUGGAUCCCACACUUCAGAAUUCAGCCCUAACUCUGGAGCAGAUCAAAGAGUGGUUAACGGAGGGCCUCCACGGAUGUCUCCAAAGGCUCAACGGCACCCUCGAGGUCACAGAGUCUCUACUGGUAGGGGUACAAUUUCAAGUGGCUUAGAAUUUGUAUCUCAUAAUGCACCUGGGGAAGCAUCUACUGCUGCAGUGGCACGAGGCAGCCCUUCAGGUGGGACGUGGUCAUCAGUUGUCAGUGGGGUUCCGAGAUUAUCCCCUAAAACACACAGGCCUAGGUCUCCAAGGCAGAGCAGCACUCCCAUGGGACCAGCUCUGCCUUCUCCUCAGCCUGGUACUAUUCCCACUGAAUCUGUUGCCAUGCCUGUUCCAGCUGCCUCUCCUACACCUGCCAGCCCUGCAUCCAACAGAGCAGUCACCCCUUCCAAUGAAGCUAAAGAUACAAGGCUUCAGGACCAGAGGCAAAAUUCUGCAACUGGAAACAAGGAGAAUAUAAAGCCAAGUGAGACUUCUCCUAGUUUUUCUAAACCUGAAAACAAAGGUGUCUCUCCAAUUGUUUCAGAGCAUAGAAAACAGAUUGAUGAUUUAAAGAAAUUUAAGAAUGACUUUAGGUUACAGUCCAGUUCCUCUUCAGAUGCAGUGGAUCAGCUGCUAAACAAAACCCGAGAAGGUGAAAAAUCAAGAGAUGUAGUUAAAGAAAAGACAGAAUCCACCCCUAAAGAAUCUAUCAUAGAAGCUGGCAGUAACACCAACUCCAAUGGUGGCAGUAGCAAACCCAACAGUCCCAGUAUUUCUCCUUCCAUGAGUAACAGCUCUGAGCAAAAGCGAGGGCCUGAGGUGACCUCCCAAGGUGUACAGACAUCUGGGCCUGGAAAUAAACAAGACAAAGAGGAUAAAGAGGAGAAGAAGGACACUUCUGAGCAAGUUAGAAAAUCAACACUUAAUCCUAAUGCUAAAGAGUUCAACCCUCGAUCUUUUGCUCAACCGAAACCUUCUACUACACCAACCUCCCCUCGUCCUCAAGCUCAGCCCAGCCCCUCCAUGGUGGGGCAUCAGCAGCCAACCCCUGUGUACACUCAGCCUGUUUGUUUUGCACCAAAUAUGAUGUACCCGGUUCCAGUGAGUCCAGGCGUGCAGCCUUUGUAUCCUAUUCCCAUGACGCCCAUGCCAGUGAACCAAGCCAAGACAUAUAGAGCAGGUAAAGUACCAAAUAUGCCCCAGCAGCGGCAAGACCAACACCACCAGAGCACCAUGAUGCAUCCUGCCUCAGCAGCAGGCCCUCCAAUUGUAGCUACUCCACCUGCUUACUCUACACAAUAUGUUGCAUAUAGCCCCCAACAGUUUCCUAAUCAGCCUCUUGUGCAGCAUGUGCCACACUACCAAUCUCAGCAUCCUCAUGUUUAUAGCCCUGUAAUACAGGGCAACGCUAGGAUGAUGGCCCCACCAGCACACGCACAGCCGGGUUUAGUAUCUUCCUCUGCAACACAGUACGGUGCGCAUGAACAGACACAUGCUAUGUAUGCUUGUCUGUUGUAGAUAUGUGACUACCUGCCAGUGCAAACAACUAAGUUGGGUCAAACUUGAGAAUUCUUUGGUAUUUCCUGCCAUGUAAUUAAAUAUUACUUUCCCAAGAGCACCUAAUUUAACAGAAAUGGCCUGUCCUCCUGUGUUCUCUCAAGUAGCUACUUGGUGACUCUUCUAAAUACUCUCCCACCUUCCAGUAAAUGAUGGAGUGCUUGAAAUUUUGUUACUGAAACCAUUCAACCCAAGAGGAUCAUGAACUCCAUGUGACAGACCUUUUUUUAAGGGUGUGUUCUUGCCCCUGUGCAGCCGUGUUCAGUGAACAUGAACUGUCUCCAAUGUACCCUUCACCUUCCAAGGUGACAGUGACACAUGGAAUGACUCCUGAUGUUCUGCAGCACCCUCUCCAUUAACAUUUUUGCAAGUCUUCCAUGUGCUGAGUGCCUGAAGACCUGGCCCAGAUGGACUGUGCUUCCUCAAAGUGUGUCCAGCUGUAACGUGUCCACUUCAGCUUCCAUUUAUCCAUGUGUGGGGAAAAGGCAGGAAUGCCGGAGGUGACCAAUCUUAUGGAGCUAAAGAACACCAUGUUGGAAUUGUUCACAUCUGACUGAGUGACUAUAAGAAAAUAUCCAUAACUUAUGCUCUGUCUUUUGGGAAUCUUAAGUUUACCCACCUUUGAACUAAAUAUACCUGUGCACUUUGAUUCUGGUCCUCUCUUAAAAAAAAAAUCAUUUGAAAGUACAGAAUAACAACUUCCUGAGAAACAACCACCGCUGCUGCUGCUGCUUUUGAUUUUGCUCAAACUAUUUCCCUUUUGGCUCUUUAAAAUUGCUAUUUGAUUUUUAAAAAAUUUAUUAUUACUUAUUUUUAGCACUGAUAUCAGGACUCAGUGGGGCCCUUUUACCCUUCAAGGUACUGGUGGUUGCUUUGAGUUAUUCCUGCAGAAUUCACGCAGUUUUUCUCCUGCGUAUGUGGUAGAGAGAAGAUGUCUGCAAGAACUUCUGUGCUGAGACCUGGGGGUUGGGGGGGAAACUGCUUAUCAGCUAUUCCUAAGGUGUGAAAUGUUUUCUGGUAAGGUCUGAAACUCCCAUCUUCACUAAUGGUUUGGGACGAGUUGAAAUUCUGUGGCGAACAGUAACAGCCUGGCAGCCAAGAGAAAAUUCCUGUUGUGUUAAGGGACCCACCCUCACUGCCAAAAGUUUGGGGGUUGUUUUCCUUCCUGUCUUGUGAAGAGAUAGCUGAAUUCAAAAUACAUACAGUGACCUACACUUGGUGAUAAGCACUCUUCCAUUUUAAAGGAAAGUACUUUUGCCUAAUGCUGUUUAAUGGGAUAUUCCUGCACCUCUGGGAUUUCCUUGCCAGUUCACAGUGUCACAACCCCGCUGUUGCCAAGAAAGAGAAGCAGAGCUGCGUGGUCCCAGUAACCCCAGCUAAAGACAGGACAGAGGAGUGUUCAGAUCACUGGGGUUUUCCCCUCAAAAUGGGGAAGGACAAUGUCCAAACAACUUUCUUCCCAUUCAGACGAUAACAACGUCUGUGACGCUUCAGCCGCGGAGCCAUCCCUGUCCAGGAGAGUUUGAAAUGUGACACCUUUACCUGCCACACAGCCGACCUGGAGGUGUCGUCCUUCCCCUGCUCAGCUGCACCUUGGGUUCAGAAGGUUCUGUGUCUGUCUGGCAGCUGCUGGCUCGGGGUGGCCUCCCAGUCCCUGUCCUUGGGCUGCUGGAGUUUGCUGGCCACGGUCCCAGUUUGGCUCCUGUGUCACACAAAGCCCAGGCCAGGCUUCUGCUGCUGGUAGAAAAUUUGGUUUCCGAGGGUGGAUCUGUCCAUUCCCGUGACAGUGAACUUGUGUUAGUUUUCCAUGUGGCUGAAUUGUUUCCAGAUAAUUUGGAGUCCUCUGAAUAACUUAACUUUUGUGUUUAAGAACUUGUGUAAAACCAGACCUUGGUUUUACACAGAUGCAUUUCCUGGUUUUUGUGCUCUCAUUCCUGUCCCCGCUCUCCCUUCCCCUUUUCCCUUCUGCACAUGUUUUACUGGUCUGGUGUUGUCUCUAACUUUAUCUGAUUUCUGUCUCAGCAGUAGAGUAAAUUCUAUUCCCCUGAUAGUACAAUGGUGGAUAUAAUAUAAACUUCAGAGGAUUCUCCAGGGACUAAGAGUGAACCAGUCACCAAAGUUGUCUUGGAACUGUUCAGAAUGGCAGUGCUAUAGCUGAAAAAGCAAGGGCCAGUUUCUGCUCUAGUGUAAUUGCAUUUUAACCUUCUUGUUACAGUGGACAGUAAUAGACUGUGAAUUGACAUAAAGUUUCUUUUUGUGUUAAUUAAGAACUGCAGACCUCAGUGUCACAGUUAAGAAGGAAAGCUUACUCGAGACUUGUGUUUCAUCUCCACUCAUUUGUAAAACGAAAUAUCUAGCUCUAAUAGCAGCUAAGUAAAUAAAAAUAUCUGCAUGGUU
This is a messenger RNA of Parus major (Great Tit), 4881 nucleotides long. It is a transcript of the gene ATXN2, whose product is annotated as ataxin 2. Gene Ontology annotation, cellular component: cytoplasmic stress granule. Lineage: Eukaryota; Metazoa; Chordata; Aves; Passeriformes; Paridae. The transcript has 19 exons. Bases 121 to 2445 code for a protein of 774 amino acids. Gene Ontology annotation, biological process: cytoplasmic stress granule assembly. The record is from RefSeq and is a predicted model, not a curated record. Gene Ontology annotation, molecular function: RNA binding.